Molecule: messenger RNA, 6816 nt
Organism: Strongylocentrotus purpuratus (purple sea urchin)
Lineage: Eukaryota; Metazoa; Echinodermata; Echinoidea; Camarodonta; Strongylocentrotidae
Exons: 2
Coding region: 366-6065 (1899 amino acids)
Molecular function (GO): nucleic acid binding; zinc ion binding
Source: RefSeq, a predicted model, not a curated record
AUGUGAUCGUUUAUGAGAGUUAGUUUAUCUGACAAAAAGGAGUAUUCUGACUUACGUCAUGGGCUGAAAUAGCGCCAUCUACGCUUUCCUAAUUCCGACAUAGCAGUAGCAACGAAUUGGAUGUUCGCACCGAAAUCUUGUCCUAAAUUACACCUGUUAUUGAUACGAAGCCAACCCGUUUGCAACAAUAAGGAGGCAAGAAGUUUUCACGGAGCAAGUGUGAUGGAAUUAGUUGACAUAGAAUAAAUUAGCAAGUCAACCCUACUACGACUUUUCAUUGACUGUUUCUUCAGUGAAAACUUCACUUCACUACGACUUGCAACCUGCGAUGACGUCGUGAUUCAGAUUACGUGAUUUGGUACAAGAUGUCGGAAGUGGACAUGAUGGGGGACAAGGAGAAGGAAAACCCUGUUGCUGAAGCUGUGGACACAAGGUCAAAGCGAGAAGUCAAACUCACUGAGAAAGGUCUGCAGUAUCAAGCUGAAACAAAAGGGAAGGAAUUUAAGAGAUCCAUUAGUGCUUGGCGUAGAGCGUCGAAUAAGUUAAGAGCUACCUUGAGCGACAUCAGUGAUGUCAAAGUUAUUCGACAAGGUAGGGACGCUCUGCAGCAGGUGAUGGACAACGCCAUAUCCGCUCAAGAAGACCUUCAGAUUCUAUUGGAGUUGGCAGGAGUCGACGAUGACAGCCAUGAAAGGCUCGACAACAUCGAACAAGAACACUCAGAGCUGAUGAAAGGAGUACAAGAACACCUCCUCGAACAAGAAUCGUCAAGAAAAUCUAAAGUUUCAUCGAAAAGACUAUCAUCCUGUCAAAAAUGGGUGAAUGAAUGCUCGUUUGAAAGCCAGGAUGAUGUGCCGACUAAAGAUGUGCCGACCAAAGAUGUGCCAACUGAAGAUGUUCCGACUACAGAAUUACCGACUAAAGAACCCUUGUUAAAUUUGCUGACUCAGCUACAGAUUAGUCGCUUGCCACUGCCAGAACCAGAUAUCUUUUCUGGGGAUCCACUGCAAUACCCUAGUUGGAAACAGGCCUACGACAUCUUAAUGGAACAUCAAGGUAUUCCUGCAAGGGAUCGAUUCUUCUACUUAAAGAAGUAUCUACGUGGCCCACCUCUCGAACUCGUGCAAGGAUUUUCUCUGAUACACAAUGAUAUGGCAUACAAUCGAGCUACGAGUGAACUAGAACAGAGAUAUGGUGAUCCAUUCAUCAUUUCGAAUGCAUUUCGUGACCGACUGGAUAACUGGCCAAAGAUACCUACAAAGGAUUCCAGAGGACUGCGUAGAUUCUCUGAUUACCUACGACAAUGCCAAACAGCAAUAGAAAAGAUCGGCAACCUCCGACAGUUAGAUGACGAACGUGAGAAUAGGAAACUCCUAUCCAAACUUCCCGAUUGGCUUGUUACUAAAUGGAGCCGACGAGUCUAUGAGCAUAGGAGGUCACAUGGUACAUUUCCUUCAUUCGGUACCUUCUCAUCAUUCAUUGAGGAAGAGAGUAACAUUGCAUGUGACCCAAUCACGUCCAUUGGUAGCCUGAAGGAGGACAAACCGAAACAGGACAGAGGAAAAUCCAUGAGAGCGUUAACUAUGAGAACCAGCUCCAUCCAAGAUGAGACAAAGAGGCCAGAACGGAAAUCAUUCUGUAUAUUCUGUAGAAAUCAUCAUCACCUUGAGGAUUGUCAAGCCUUUGUCAAUCAGCCUAUGUCCGAGAGGAAGAAGUUCAUAAGAGAAAAGGGCUUGUGUUACGGGUGUCUCAAGAGAGGUCAUCUGACCAAAAAAUGUCGAGUGAGAAGCACAUGCAGAGAGUGCAACAAGCGUCAUCCUACGCCACUACACUUUGACAGAAGACCUUCAGAAGAAAGGGAAAGGACAUCGAACCAGGAAGAAAUACAAUCUUCAAAUUCACAUACACUUGUUAAUUCUAACGCCACAAGUUAUGUGAAAAGCGCGGCAAUCGUGCCAGUCUGGCUGUCUCAUGAGAAUAUGAAGGAAGAGAGGCUCGUAUACGCACUAUUAGAUACUCAAUCGGAUACCACCUUCAUAUUGAAUUCUACAAAGGAUGCCUUAGGACUUCAUGGACUGAGGGUCAACCUUCUUCUGUCUACAAUGUCGACCAAGAACGAAAGGAUUCCAAGUGAGAAGAUUAAAGGACUCACAGCUCGAGCCUUUAACAGUGAAAAGGUGAUACACCUUCCAGCUGCAUACACUAGAGACAUAAUGCCAGCCAACAGAGAACACAUCCCCACUCCUGAAGUAGCUCGCUCUUUCCCACAUUUGGUUCCAAUUGCUGACCAACUUCUGCCUCUGAAGCACUGUGAAAUAGGAUUGUUGAUCGGCUAUGAUUGUGGAAGAGCUCUGACUCCUCGAGAUGUGAUUCCCUCCCAAGACGAUGACGGUCCAUUUGGAAUGAAAACUGACUUGGGAUGGAGCAUAGUGGGUGUUACAAGUCAAGAUGAACAGCACUACAACCCCGAUGAUCACGUUGGCCACAGUCAUCGCUUGACAGCACGUGAAAUACCCGCUGAACUAGCUGAAAGAGACAUGUCCAUCAAGAAGAGAGUAACGUUCACUCACAACGUUACAAUCAAAGAAGAGAUCAGCCCUUCGUCUGUGCUGAAGCUGAUGGAAAGAGAUUUCUCAGAGAGCAGAAGUGAGGUACCAUUUUCGCAACAUGAUACAAGAUUUAUGAGAAUCAUGUCGGAGAAUGUCCAUAUCACAGAUGAUGGUCAUUACGAGACUCCUCUUCCCUUUAAAGAAGAUGUCGUCAACCUUCCCAACAACAGAUUCAUGGCGGAAAGGAGAUUGAGUCAUCUAAAGAGAAAGUUUCAAAGAGACUCUGAGUAUCAUCAGAAAUACUCGGAAAAGAUGGAUGCUCUCUUGGAGAAAGGAUAUGCUGAAAGUGUACCAGAAUAUGACAAGCAGAACGGCCAAGCAUGGUACAUUCCCCAUCAUGGGGUAGUACAACCCAACAAGUUACGAGUUGUGUUUGAUUGCAGUGCAGAAUUUGGAAAGGAAUCUCUCAACAAGCAGCUUCUUUCUGGACCAGAUCUGACUAACACACUAGUGGGAGUACUUUGCAGGUUCAGACUGGAACCAAUCGCAUUUUGUUGCGAUAUACGUGAGAUGUUCUACCAAUUCAAGGUGAAGGAAGAUCAUAGGAAAUACCUACGGUAUUUGUGGUGGAAGGAUGGAGACUUUCUGCAACAGCCCCAUGAGCUAAGAAUGACUGUCCAUUUGUUUGGGGCGACGUCGUCUCCAGGAUGCUCAAACUUUUGUUUGAAACAGAUUGCCAGCGACCAUGCUAUUGAAUUUGGAGAGGAUGUAAAGAACUUUGUACAUCAUAACUUCUACGUGGACGAUGGGCUAAUAUCUGUUCCUACCAAAGAAGAGGCCAAGAAUCUGAUCUCGAGAACCAGAGAGAUGUGCAAGAAAGGAGGCCUCCACUUGCACAAAUUCAUCUCAAACACCCAAGAAGUGCUGGAAACAGUUCCGGAAGAGGAUAGAGCAAAGGGCACUACCAAGACUAAUCUCCUACAGGAUAAGCUUCCUUUGCAGAAGGCACUUGGGGUGCAAUGGUGUGUGGAAUCUGACACGUUCCAAUUCAGAGUCACACUCGAUGACAGACCUCUAACCAGGCGCGGAAUACUGUCAACCGUGAUGUCGAUCUAUGACCCUAUGGGAUUACUAGCCCCGAUUGUCUUACCUGGUAAGCAGAUUCUGCAAGAGCUGUGUAAGAUGUCUGCUGAUUGGGACGACCCCCUGCCAGAUCAUCUCAGAGAAAGAUGGGAGAAAUGGACAACUGAUCUGCAUAAUCUUGACUCCCUAUCAAUACAGAGAUGCUACAAACCUGCAGACUUCGGUGAGGUUACGACCAUGCAGAUGCACCACUUCUCCGAUGAUAGUUCCGAGGGAUACGGCCAAUGCUCAUACAUGAGAAUUAAGAAUGGAGAGGGAAGAGUCCACUGUAUCCUGGUGAUGGCAAAGUCCAGGAUUGCCCCGCUCAAGGCAGUAACAAUACCCCGUUUGGAACUAUCAGCUGCCGUUGUUUCCAUUAGGGUGAGCACAUUUCUUCAGCGAGAGUUAGCCUUGGAGGACAUUGAGCAUAUCUACUGGACAGACAGCAAUGUGGUACUUGGAUACAUAAACAAUGAAUCGAAGCGGUUCCAUGUGUUCGUAGCAAAUAGGAUCUGUGAGAUCAGACAACACUCAGAAUCAUCGCAGUGGAAGCACGUUCGAACACAGGACAAUCCAGCAGAUGGAGCUUCCAGAGGGUUUACCGUUGACCAACUCAUCACUUCGAACUGGUUCACUGGCCCAGAUUUUCUAUGGGAAGAGACGGUUCCUCGCGCUGAUGAUCAGGAGGAAUUCGAGGUUUCACCAGGUGACCCCGAGGUGAAGAAGUCUAUGGUGAACGCGACUGUAAUGGGUGACUCUAAGUUUGAUCUGAGUCGCCUAGACCGAUUCCCGACAUGGUAUAGAGCAAAGAGGGCGAUGGCUUAUUGUCUGCUGUUCAUCACAAGACUGAAACAACGUUGUCAAAGAAAACGUACAAGACAGGCAAAUGAUGACUCAACUUCCCAAGGCAAAGUCUCGGUGCAGAAUCUACAACAGGCAGAAACUGAGAUACUGAGACACGUCCAGAGUGAAGCCUUUGGGGAAGAAAUAGAAAUCCUGAAGUCAAUCCAGAGGAAACAGGAUCUGAAUGACAGGCAGAGAAGACGUCAAAUAAAGAAAGAGAGUCGUCUCCAUGGACUUGACACUUUCCUGGAUAAAAAGGGAAUUCUAAGAGUUGGAGGAAGAAUUCGAAGGGGAGACGACUCAUAUGACAGAAAGCAUCCCCUGAUUCUCCCACAAAGAAGCCACGUAACGGACCUUGUGAUACGUCACUGUCAUGAGUUGACUGCUCAUCAAGGAAGAGGCAUGACAUUGAACCAGAUAAGAGAGAAUGGAUUUUGGGUUCUUGGAAGCAGUAAUCGAGUGGCCAAUUUCAUACGAAAAUGUGUCAUAUGCAAUAGGCUACGUAGUCCCGCACAAUUACAGAAGAUGUCUGAUCUACCGUCUGACCGUGUGUUACCUGCAGCACCUUUCACUUACUGUGGCAUCGACUGCUUUGGCCCAUGGGUGAUAAAGGAAGGUAGAAAGGAGAUGAAGCGAUAUGGACUCCUCUUCACAUGCAUGCCUUCGAGAGCCGUGCAUAUUGAGACACUCAAUAGUCUGACUACAGACUCAUUCAUUCAGGGAUAUCGUCGCUUUGCUGCUCUGAGGGGUCCAAUACGUCAACUGAGAUGCGACAGGGGAACGAACUUCGUUGGCGCAGAAGCAGAGUUAAGGAAAGCGUGGUCAGAAAUGAAUCACGAACAUGUCAAAGGCACUCUAAUGAAAGAAGGAUGUGACUACGUACAGUUCACUUUCAACGUCCCCGCGGCAAGCCAUAUGGGUGGAGUAUGGGAGCGCCAAAUAAGAUCUGCCAGGAGAGUGCUUGAAACUUUGCUGUAUCAAUCGAGUAGACAACUCAAUGAUGAAUCACUGAGAACACUGAUGUAUGAAGCGGCUGCAAUUGUCAAUAGCAGGCCGCUGACUGUGACUGACCUGAACGACCCAACAUAUUUGGCUCCUCUUACGCCAAAUCAUCUCAUAACCAUGAAGUCGAAAGUCUUACUUCCUCCACCAGGCAAUUUUCAGGACGCUGAUUUGUACUCCAGAAAGCGUUGGAGGAGGGUACAACAUCUGAUCAACGAGUUCUGGGAUCGUUGGAGAAAGGAGUUUCUCCAGAACUUACAGACACGCCAGAAAUGGACUCGGCCCCGACGGGAUGCUAAGAUUGGGGAUAUCGUCAUCAUGAAAGACGAGAACUUGCCACGAAAUCAAUGGUCCCUAGCAAGGAUAAGCGAGGUCUUUCCUUCUACCGAUGGACUCAUUCGUAAAGUGAAGCUCGUAAAGGGUGACUCCGAACUUGACGACAGCGGUAAGCGUAAAGGACCUGUGAAAGAACUAGAGCGUCCGAUACACAAACUGGUUUUGCUGCUUCCGCGUGAAGACCAGGACGGAUUCCCGACCAAGGAGCCUUGAAUACUGUAAGGUAAUUAAUAUCCCUCACAAAUAGGUUUUGAUAGAUUUAAGUAAAUAUAGAAGUCUGAACAUAAGACUAUCCAAAAUUCGAAUUACCCGCAAAAUCUGAAAGUCUAGAAUAAGACUAGUCAAAUAAUCUAAUUGAAGUUUUAGAACCAAGAAUAUCUGUAAUUGGUCUGUAACAAAGACUAUGCUGGAACUGUAACUACAGACGCACAUCAGCUGAAAUGAAGUCUAAUUGAACUGAGUAAACUCUUGAACUAAUUGAUCUGAUUGAACAACAACAAGAACUCUUUUUGUGGAUUGACGACAUUUCCGAAUGAGCUGUAAUGACCUUUAUUGCUGUUUGUUUUUUGUUCUCUGUUUGAAAAAAUGUAAUCUUAUCAAAUUGGAAGAUCGAGCAUAUGACAACUAUAUUUGUAGAAAACGGAAAUUAAGUUGAUAUACCUCAUUUUAUCGCAUUAAUUACCUUGCAAAAAAUUACAAUGUGAUUGCACUUAUAAGAAUGUAUUUAAAGGGUAUUUCAGUUCAAUUUCAUCAUUAUGCUUGUAUGUAUUGUAUACAUGAAUGAGCAUUAGAUGUGAACCUGAAUUGAAACCCCCCUUUUGCAACGUAAAUUCAUGCAGAGUAUUUGAACUGAGAGUUGAUCCAGGUUAUUUUCUCGAUUUCUAAAUCCAGUACUUGCAAAUACAGCUAAUUGCUAGUCAUAAAUGGUGAGUUGCAAGGUCUGAGUGUUUGAGACUCGCGGUUA